This is a messenger RNA of Stegastes partitus (bicolor damselfish), 4789 nucleotides long. RefSeq names its product collagen alpha-1(XXVIII) chain-like. The transcript has 36 exons. NCBI's taxonomy places the organism in Eukaryota, Metazoa, Chordata, Actinopteri, Pomacentridae. Gene Ontology annotation, molecular function: serine-type endopeptidase inhibitor activity. The coding region runs from base 252 to 3935 and encodes 1227 amino acids. The record is from RefSeq and is a predicted model, not a curated record.
AAAGUCUAAACUUUUAGCAACAACACACUGCAGCUGCUGUCGUGACUCUAUGGUGCCAGUUAGGAUCCGGUCAGUGGAAGAGGAGCCUCGCUGUGAUGCUCAGGACAUGGAACCAAAGUAACUGUGAAUGAAGAAACUCUCUUUUGCCUUGUUUGCAUCGUCCUGCUGAAUCUGUUCCUUGCCAGUAGAACCAGCAGCAUACAGAGCAGAGCACAUUGGAGACCUAAGGGAGCGACACUGUGAGGGAAGUCAUGCUCCCCUCUCUGCACUGGCUCCUGCUGCUGUGGGGACUCCAGGGUCUGGCAGCUCAGGACUAUGAAGAAGACUAUGAAGAGGAGGUGGUGACCCCGAAGAGGAAGAACAAGCUGCUUUCAACAAACUCCGUGACGCAAAAUGGCAAAUCUCUCGUCGAUGAGGACUGCGGUUUGGAGUUGGCCUUCUUGAUCGACAGCUCCGAGAGCGCCAAGGACAACCAUGCCCAGGAGAAGCGCUUCGCCUCGGACGUGAUGGACCGGCUGCAGGGCCUGAGGCUGCAGACCGGCCGGGGGCUCAGCUCCCGCGCCGCCCUCCUCCAGUACAGCAGCCACGUGAUCAUAGAGCAGACCUUCAAACAGUGGAGGGGCACUCAGGACUUCAAGGCCCGGAUCGCUCCCAUCACGUACAUCGGCCACGGCACCUACACCACCUACGCCAUCACCAACCUGACCCGCAUCUACCUGGAGGAGUCGGACACCAGCAGCAUCAAGGUGGCCAUCCUGCUCUUCGACGGCAUCUCGCACCCGAGGAACCCAGACAUAUUUUCAGCCGUGGCCGAUGCCAAGAACCAGGGUGUCCGUUUCUUCACCAUAGGGAUCACACCUGAAGCCAAUGAGCCCGCAAAUGUAGCCCAGCUGCGGCUGAUCGCGAGCUCCCCGGCUUCCCGCUACCUCCACAACCUGCAGGACAGAGGCAUCGUGGACAAAGUCAUCAAGGAGAUUACGGCGUUGGCGGACGAAGGGUGUCCUCUAGCCCAGAGCAAGUGUGCAUGUGAGAAGGGGGAGAGGGGACCCAGUGGCCCUGCUGGCAAGAAGGGUCGCCCUGGUGACGAUGGAAGCCCCGGCGCUAAAGGACAGAAGGGUGAGGGUGGUCUCAGUGGACUUCCAGGACGGGAAGGAGGAGAGGGAAAACCGGGAUACAAAGGAGAGAAGGGAGAGAGGGGCGAGUGUGGCACACCUGGAAUUAAAGGAGAUCGAGGUCUUGAAGGCACCAUCGGCCCAAGAGGAAAUCGUGGAAUUCAGGGUUUGCCUGGUCCGCCCGGUGAUAUCGGACCGGAGGGUGUGAUGGGUAAAAAGGGAGAAAGGGGACUUCCUGGGCCACCUGGAAUCCAAGGGGAAACAGGGAUCGGCCUUCCGGGACCCAAGGGCGAUGUUGGCUUCCAGGGGCAACCAGGGCUUCCAGGUCCUCCAGGGCUUGGCGAGUCUGGACCACCAGGACCUCAAGGGCCACAGGGAGUCCAAGGGGAGAGAGGACCGACAGGAGAAGGUCUCCCCGGACCAAAGGGAGAGCGAGGACUGGAGGGGCCACGGGGGCCCAGAGGACAGCCGGGCGCUGGAAUCAAAGGAGACAAGGGGGACUUUGGCCCUCCAGGUCUUCCAGGGCCCCUCGGCAUCCAAGGAGUCGGCAUACAGGGCGAGAAGGGCACAGAGGGUCCCAGAGGGCCACCAGGGAGCAGAGGCCCACCAGGGGAGGGCCUGAUCGGACCCAAGGGUGACCAGGGGCUGCCGGGUGAGGUUGGCGCCCCAGGAGAAAGAGGGGCUGGAGACCCUGGAGCUAAGGGUGAGCCGGGAUCACAAGGGAUGUCGGGUUUACCGGGGCUGCCGGGGGAGGACGGAGCGCCUGGACAGAAGGGCGAGCCGGGAGCUGUCGGCCUCAGGGGACCCGAGGGGGCACCUGGACUCGGCACCCAGGGCGAAAAGGGUGACCAAGGCCAGAGAGGAAUACGAGGGCUGACUGGUCCACCUGGCAUCGCCGGACCCUCGGGACCAAAGGGAGAACCAGGGGCACAAGGCAGAUCGGGUUCUCCUGGUCCACCAGGACGCUUCGUCAAUGGGCCCAAGGGAGACGUUGGCCCGAGCGGUCCUCCUGGUCCGAUCGGGGAGACUGGCUACGGACUUCCUGGUCCAAAGGGUGAUCGAGGAGACUCGGGCCCUGCAGGGCCAUUUGGUCCCAAAGGAGAUGGUUAUCCUGGCCCCAUGGGUCCUCCUGGUCUGCCCGGACUCCAAGGAGAACCUGGACCGGAAGGACUGGGCAUCCCUGGACCAAAGGGAGAUAUUGGUUUCCGAGGGCUGCCUGGUUUACCAGGACCUCCAGGCGAAGGCCUUCAAGGACCGCUGGGUAACCCAGGGCGACCUGGUCCACCGGGGCCAACAGGGCCACAAGGACAAGGAGUUCAAGGACCAAAGGGCGAGCAGGGGUCCCAGGGCGUGGCAGGGCCGAGGGGGCUGCCUGGAGAAGGCUUUCCUGGAGCUAAAGGUGACCGAGGCUCAGCGGGGGAGAGGGGGCUGAAGGGAAUCAAAGGAGACAUGGGAGACUCUGGGAUCCCCGGGCAGCCUGGUCGGCAAGGUAUCAAAGGUGAAGCAGGCCUCACUAGAGAGGACAUCAUCCGAAUGAUCAAAGAGAUCUGUGGAUGUGGGAUCAAGUGUAAGGAGAGGCCUAUGGAGCUGGUGUUUGUCAUUGACAGCUCAGAGAGCGUGGGCCCAGAGAACUUUGAGAUCAUCAAGGACUUUGUGAACGCCCUGGUGGACCGAGUGACGGUGGGCCGCAACGCCACCAGGAUCGGCCUGGUCCUCUACAGCCUGGAGGUGAGACUGGUGUUCAACUUGGCCCGCUAUGUCACCAAGCAGGACAUCAAGCAGGCCAUCAGGAACAUCCCAUACAUGGGGGAAGGCACCUACACCGGCACGGCCAUCCGCAAAGCCACGCAGGAGGCCUUCUACAGCUCACGGGUGGGCGUCAGCAAAGUGGCCAUCGUGAUCACCGACGGGCAGACGGACAAGCGGGAGCCGGUGAAGCUGGACAUCGCGGUGCGAGAAGCACACGCUGCCAACAUUGAGAUGUUUGCUCUGGGGAUCGUGAACACCUCGGACCCGACGCAGGCCGAGUUCCUGAGGGAGCUGAACCUGAUCGCCUCCGACCCAGACUCUGAGCACAUGUUCCUCAUCGACGACUUCAACACUCUGCCAGCUCUGGAAUCCAAGUUGGUGAGCCAGUUCUGUGAGGACGAGAACGGAGCCCUGAUAUACAACAGAAUAACUAACGGCUACAACGGGAACAAUGGCUACAACGGCAACAGGAACGGCUUCAAUGGGAACUACGCCAUCGGUGGCUAUGGGUACAGGCCUGUAACCGAGCAGGACGCACACAACGGCCGACAGAACGGCGGCAACACUGGCGCCAGCACUCACAGCCACGGAGGCCGGGUGGAGACCCCCCAGCAGGGCGGCAGAGGCUCCAGCACAACACAACAGGGAGGAGGACGGCAGCAGCCGACCACAGGAACGACAACCUGGGGAACCGAGCGCGGGGACACAUUUAACCGCAACACCUCGGACUACAGUCCUCCCCCUACGUCCAGAGUGGACUCGUCCAGCAGCCGAGGCUCCUCAUCAUCUUCAUCCUCUACAAAUAUAACCACGUCGUCCUCCAGUGUGUCUGUGCAGCACGUUCCUGUACCAAGGCCGGCUCUGCCCAAAGAGACGGUGCCUCUGGACCCCCGCUGUGGCCUGGUGCUGGACCAGGGCACGUGUCGGGACUACAACAUCCGCUGGUACUACGACAAGCAGGCCAACGCCUGCGCUCAGUUCUGGUACGGAGGCUGCAACGGCAACAAGAACCGCUUCGACACGGAGGAGGAGUGCAAGAGGACGUGUGUGGUUUCCAGAUCCACCGGAGGCUGAGGGAAGGCAUCUGUCUUGCAUCUGCUGUAGAGACUUCAAGGAGGGGCAGCUAGAACCAGCCAUUCUUCACAGGGUCAUAAAGUUCUUUUAAUACUUCUCAGGCAUAUACACUGGUGCUCCAUAUCACCGCUACGUCUCGCUCCCUGUCUCCUCCUAGUAAAAAUAAUCCUCCUCUAAUUACAGCGACGUCUUGGACAGACACCUCCAUUGUUUUUCUUAAUAGCACAGAGAUCCUCCAUCACUUCUACUCAGGAAUACAGAUGAGCACUGCAGUCUCUUAGUCGCCCCCCAGGGGUUCCUGCAACUACAGGCUAUAGUUGUUGUUUUUUUUCAUACACAAUCUGUACGUGCUGCGAAGAUGGUGAAAAGAUGGACUUAUUUGUUGAUCAGUAAAAGCUCUGGUGCCUUAGAGAGUAAAGCAAUCAAUCAGCGUGGCAUUAAAACUAACUGCAGCUAUUCUUUACCUAAACAAUCUCUCUAUUAGUGUGUAAUCAACCAACGCAGCAGCAGCGCAGCAGAGAUGAAGCCUCCCGUCACUUAUAUCAAUGAAAUAUAGUUUUGUGUUUAUAUAUAUAAAUAUAAAGCCUGUUGCUGUGUAACUUCAUGUUUUUGAAUGUGUUCUCUUAGAUUUCUUAAAUGAAUAAUGUGAUGUUUUGUGUUUACAUUGUUUAACACACACACACACACACACACACACACACACACACACACACACACACACACACACACUGCCCUCUACUGGCCAACACAUGCAGCUGCUGCCCUAUGAGCAGAACCCACCCUCAUGUUUCCAGCUGUACCGACUGUGCGUCACACGGUUCAACGUUUUUAAUAAACCUGAUCUUAACUAACGA